GUUUAAAAAAUACAAUUUAUCCAGAAAAAAAAAAAGUAAAAAAGCUCAAGGAUGGUUUUGUCAUAUUGGAUCACCGCCUUAACUAGCAAAAACCGUCUCCAUUCGUGAGGCGUUCAGUCAGCACCCGAACGAAGACCCAAGAUUUCAUUUCAAUCUUUGGGGAAUCUCUAUCUCUCUGUUUGUCUGAAUCAAAAGAGAAAAGAAUCCAAAGAUGCAGCGAUCAUCAAGCAGUUCCAGAGUCUCAGACGAGUUCUUCAUCAACUCAUCACCAUCCCAAUCACAGAGUUCGAAGCAACAAAGCUCAGAGACGGUUCCCUUGAACCCUCAAGAACUGCCCACAUACAAUCCCCUCUCACACCCCGCCAAGAAAGAAAGGUCUCGUCUUAGAUCUGCCGAGAACGCUAUCCACAUCAUCCCUCUCGUUCUCGUUCUUUGCGCUAUCAUUCUUUGGUUCUUUUCCAGCCCAGAAUCAAGGGUUUGAAGAUUAAUUGCAAAAUCAAGAGUCUUUGGUGCAUGGAGUAACUUACUUCAAAAUCGGAGCUGGGGAACUUAAUUCCACAAAGCAACCGGUGUGCAUAACCUGUGAGAUUAUCAAAGAGCGGGUGUAACUCACUUGCUUCUUGUCAAAGAGUUAUCGAGAUAUUCAUUUUCUUCUGAAAAACCAUUUUCAUUUUAUAGAAUGUAGAUGAUUUCAUCACUUUGUGAUAUUACAUAUAUACAGGAUGAAAAAUUAAAGCACUUAAAGACGGCAGAAGGAAGCUGUUUCCUUUGGGUUGGUUAUACAUUGUCAUGUUUAUGACAUGUAAAAUGGAUUUUACAAUUGGCUUGAAUGCUAAUAAGUUAAUGGUAUUUUGGGUUGAUGUUAAA
This is a messenger RNA of Durio zibethinus, 867 nucleotides long. RefSeq lists its product as uncharacterized. NCBI's taxonomy places the organism in Eukaryota, Viridiplantae, Streptophyta, Magnoliopsida, Malvales, Malvaceae. The record is from RefSeq and is a predicted model, not a curated record.